AUGAAGCUCGCACGCUCGCAAUUCACUGUGACCCCGCGUCGGGCCGGCCUCGUGCUAGCGACCGGCGGUGGCGCUGCCAUGCUCGGCUCCCGCUUCAGCCUGCCCUCCGUGCACGCCCACGAGAAGGACGUGGCCGUGGACGAGGAGCAGCCGGAGGCCGUCGCCGCCGAGGUCGAGGCCGAGGAGUCGCCGGUGGUGUCGCAGCAGCAGUGGGAGGAGGUGUGGGAGGAGGAGAAGGGCACGUUCCUGCGCCCCUACAUCACCUCCGUCCGCAUCGCCGCCCAGGAGACCCUCGCCGACGCCUGCGGCCAGUGGAAGUCGUUCAAGGAGAAGACCGACUUGGACCACAAGUGGGGCACCACCAAGCACUUCGCCACCCGAUACUACUGGCUGCUUACUGGUCAGAAGCUGGGCCCUGAGAUCGCCUUCGCUGCGACGACUGGCGUGCUGACGCUCGUCGCCACCAGGAAAGUGCUGAGGCUGCCCUUCCGUCUGGCCUUGCUCAGCGGUGGUGUCGCCACUGCCGCCCUCCUGCCGCCCUACGAAAAGGCACACGGUGCCUACGAGACCUUCGAGUGGGCCAAGGUGGCCGACAAGUUCGAUCCCGUGGCCAUCAAGGACGCCGCCAUCGACGAGCUCAAGGCCUCUCUCCCCUUCGGCCUCGGCAAGUCGACGAAGAAGAAUGUGGAGAAGGAGCUGCUUGAGGAGAAGAAGGAGCAGCACGUGGAUGAUGUGGCUGAGGAGGCGCCCAAGAAGGAGGAAAUUCACGCGGUGGUGCACCACCAGCCCGCCGCCGACGCAGUUGCCGACAAGAAGGCCUGCUGCCACGACAACAACGGCGACAAGCAGGAGCACAAGAGUGAGAACCACCACCACCACAAGAGCGAGCGCCACCACCACGACGAGGAGAAGGAGGUGCUGGAUGUUGAGCCCCUCUCAGACAAGGAGGCCGAAGAUGUGCUGUAG
Molecule: messenger RNA, 966 nt
Organism: Acanthamoeba castellanii str. Neff
Lineage: Eukaryota; Discosea; Longamoebia; Acanthamoebidae
Exons: 9
Coding region: 1-966 (321 amino acids)
Source: RefSeq, a predicted model, not a curated record